This is a messenger RNA of Agrilus planipennis (emerald ash borer), 3202 nucleotides long. Its product is annotated as protein phosphatase PTC7 homolog. The transcript has 5 exons. The record is from RefSeq and is a predicted model, not a curated record. The coding region runs from base 177 to 1085 and encodes 302 amino acids. NCBI's taxonomy places the organism in Eukaryota, Metazoa, Arthropoda, Insecta, Coleoptera, Buprestidae.
AUUAUGUCAUUCGAGCUCGAGGAGUUGUGGGGAGAGGAACAUGAACGGAUUUAUAGGUUUUGUGCUAGUGUUGGUCUCGUGACAGUGGGAAUGGUGCGAAUUUAUUUAAUUGUAUUCAUUUAUAUUGCAAGAUGAAUGUAUUAAGAAGAAAGUGAUCUUAGUAAAUAACACAUAAAAUGCAUACAUUGUGGUUAACCGGAAGACUUUUGUCGCGAGCGAUAUUAAAUGGCAUUUCGAAUUUAUCCGCAGCAGACCCUAAUAUUCAAAGGAAAUCGGAGCCCUACAUAGUGUCUGCUGUGUGUGGUUUUUCGAAAGAUAGAAAACUUCAAAGACUGAUCAAAGGACAAUUUGGUGAUGACUCCUGGUUCACCGCUAAAUACAAGACCGCUGAUGUUUUAGGAGUUGCUGAUGGUGUGGGUGGUUGGAGGGCCUAUGGAAUUGAUCCAGGAGAGUUCUCCUUUCAUCUAAUGCGUGCUUGCGAAAAUUUAGUUAAAUUAGGACGUUUUAACCCCAAUAACCCUUCUGAGUUACUUGCAAGAAGUUACUACGAACUUUUGCACCACAAGAAGGCCAUUUUAGGUAGUAGCACAGCAUGUGUGGUGGUAUUAAAUCGAGAAAAUAGUACACUUUACACUGCCAAUAUUGGAGAUAGCGGAUUCAUGGUAGUCCGUAAGGGUAGAGUCAUCCACAAGUCAGAAGAGCAGCAACAUUACUUUAAUACACCUUUCCAGCUAUCCCUUCCACCCCCUGGAUACCGAGCUGAGGUCCUGUCAGAUCAACCAGACUCCGCAAUUACUAAUAAUUUUCCAGUCGAAGAUGGUGACGUCAUCCUGGUAGCCACAGACGGAGUUUUCGAUAAUCUUCCCCAAAAUCUUCUAGUUAAAGAAUUAUGUAAGGUGCAAGGCGAACGCUGUGCAAGUAGAUUACAAAUGGUAGCGAAUUCGAUAGCUUGGAUGGCACGAAGUCUUUCUUUUGACGAAACAUUCAUUUCACCAUUUGCCGAAAGUGCUUUCGCCAACGGCAUCAAUGCCAUAGGUGGCAAGCCGGACGAUAUUACGGUAAUUUUGGCGACUGUAGCGAUAUGAUCGUAGAUCAGGUCCUCUGUUAGAAAACCUCGAGUUGUAGGGUCGUUUUCUGCUCAUUAUGAAUUACCAUCCUCGCGUUCUUGACUCGCUUACAAGCGUUUUAGUUUGUUCGUGUUCGAUGGUACAUAUGUAAUAACAUAUCCGACCGUUAGCUGUCGCCUUUUUUCAUUUUCAAGCCGAAAUGCGCGACAUCUCGAGACACUAGUAUGAAUCAACAGUAAAAGUAGUAGGUCAUCCGUUAUUUAUUCGCACUCACUCAUGAAAAAAACAUGGUUGUGAUAUGAUAGAUAAAGAAGAAAUAAGAUACAUUAUGAUGUAAUAAAAGGAAAAAUAUUACGAACAAAAAAAUAACGACAAAAGCCUUUUGCUUUGGUCCCGACUUACUUGUUAUUAUUUUUAUUGCUUUUGGGCAUAACGGAGGGGAAUCACCGCGAAAUAACGUUUCCCUGGUAACUGGUACAAUGAGUCACGUUCUUAUUUUUGAUUGUUUAGGCAAAUGUUUGCUACACAUAUAGUGCAUUUAAUAAUUAAAGUGAAAAUUAACGAAUUUUAUUUGUUCAAUUAUUUUUUAAUGUGGUCGUUUUUCCGAUAGCUUUUAUAUGAAAUUUUAAUAGUAAUAAAAUGAGAGAAUGUGGGACACGUUGUAUAUUAACUUUAAUCAUUUAUUUCAGUAUUUUAUUUUCUUGACUUACUACAAAAUAAUAACUUCUACUAUGUUUAUGAUAAUGUGCAAAAUUAAAAAAAUGAGCAGUCACUUUAAGAAUUUUUAAAAUUCAGUGAAUUGCCAUAAUUUUAUCGUUUCUUUAUAAUAAUUUAAAUAAAUGUAAUUAAUUGGCCUCGAGAACAAUAUAUUGUGAUAUCAGGAUCAAGCCCUUUAAUGCAUUGAUGCUACAAACAUAACAAAAACAUUGAUUGAUAUUAAUAUUAAAAGAAAUAUUGCCAAUUAUAAAUCAUUAGUCAAGGGUUUUUUUUACUUAGCUGACGCAUUAAAAUUUAUAAAAGCGUCGCAAAUGGAGUAGGGGUAAGUGGUGUAAUUAAGAACACUUAAAAUUUUACUAACAAAAAGUCCACUGUAAAAUGAAAACAUGUAAAUGCAUUAAAAUGAAUUAUUUUAAGUUAAAAUAUUGCUUAAUCGUUUAUAGUUUCUUAAAGUCCAGUAGGGUUAACAAAAUUCUGCGUGGACUAAAUAGAAUUAAUAUUUAUAUGAUAUCGAAAACCUAAGAAUCCGUGCAUUUUCUUUUUUUUAUCUUUAAGAAAUAUGAAUUUUAUUGUAUAUUCGUUCUCAGUUGCCCCACUUGCCCUAACUAAACGUAAAUUAAAAGUGGUAUUAAUUGCCUAUACCUUUAUAUUGUGAUAAAAUAUGACUAAAUGAUUGAUUAUUCCCUCAUUUAGUGGGCAUAAGUAUGUGAAUUUAAGAUUGUUGCUCAGUUUAAAUUUAAAAAAGUAAGUCAUUUUUGUGGGUGAAUUGCUUAAAAAAUAUUUAAUAUAUUUGGGAUAUUGACCUUUUGGUUUGUCUUUGCUACUUUUUUAAUUCAGUUAGUAAUUAAUGUUGCCUUUUAUAAUUCAGUAUUUGUUGUACCAAUUCUCCACUCACUUAUUGUGUAUGUAUUUUUAUUUUAUUUUUAUUAUUUUAUUUAAGAAGGCUACAUGAACGGUAACGGCGGGCUAUAGCUAGCCUCAAAAAAAGUAUAUGAUGCCAUUAGUGUUCUGCCAUUACCGAUCGUCUAGCCACGGUCUUUUUUUUUGUUGUACCCUUUUAGGUAUAUUUUAUUCGUUCGUUUUCUAAGUUAGUAUUUUCUUUAGAAUGUUAUACCUAUUACUAGACAAUAAAAACAAAAACAAAACCAUAAUGUCUUGAAAUCGUGAUGUCAGAACGAUUAUAUGAAUUGUUUUAAACAUAAAAAAAGCAAAAAUGUUAAACUAAGAGCUUCACAUUAAUUACGAGAUAAUGAUUUUAUUAAUUAAAAGAAGUGAUUUGUGCUACCAAAAAAAUCCUUUAUAUAAGUAGAUGUGUGUGUGUGUCUGUUCGUCAUGUUUUCCUCUGUGUGAGUAUCAUAAGUCGUUGAAUUAAAAUUGAGCAGACUUUAUAGUUGAUUAAUAAAAAUAAUGUUACAAAA